Molecule: messenger RNA, 1812 nt
Organism: Aureobasidium uvarum
Lineage: Eukaryota; Fungi; Ascomycota; Dothideomycetes; Dothideales; Saccotheciaceae
Source: the annotation of a GenBank genome assembly
AUGGACUUCCUAAGGCACUCCAAGAAGAGCGACGACAUGCACACCCAAGAUGAGAAGAGCCUGCGGCACAUGUCCUCUAACCAGGCUGAGGCCGAGGUGGGCCAGGCCACAGUUGCCGUGGCGCCCGAAGCAGGAAUCUCAUUCGGCAACAUCCUCAAGGGCCAAACUGCGCACUCUCUCACACCUUUCGAGAAGAAGGCGGCUCUGAUCAAUGCCGAGCUCGACAAGUUUGGCAUGGGCAGGUACCAAUGGUGCAUCUGGUUCCUGUGCGGCUUCGGCUACUUCUUGGAUCUGGCCUGGUCGCAAGGUGUUGGUCUGAUUGCUUCAGCCAUCUACCAGGAGAUGAAUGUGCCUGAUCCCAGGCAAGGAGACAUUUUUGCUUGUGCAAACGCUGGUCUGGCCAUUGGUGCUUUCACCUUUGGUAUUCUGGUCGAUGUCAUUGGCCGUCGCUUGGCCUUUAAUCUCACAUGUCUGAUCACUUCGGUCUUUGGUCUGAUUUUGGUACGCCUGCCGUCAAGAAACAGUGUGUCACAUGUUAACCCUCAGCCANNGGCUGCCCCCAAGUACAACUAUGGAGCCAUUUGUGGCAUCUACUUCCUCUCCUCGCUAGGUCUCGGCGGCAACAUCCCCAUCGAUGCCACCAUCGCUCUCGAGUUUCUCCCGCAGAACCGCCGCUUCCUCGUCGCUCUUCUUUCUCUAUGGCAGCCCAUCGGCGUUGUCGUCGCAUCCGCCAUCACCUAUGGUACCGCCGCAAGACCCAAGUGGCGUUGCGAUAUCAAUCUGCCCGCUUGUGGUACUGGCCAAAGGCCUUGUUGCACGCCCGAUAGCAACAUGGGUUGGAGAUACACGCUCAUCAUUCUCGGAGGCAUGACCUUGGUUGUCUUCUGCUUGCGAUACUUUGUCUUCACUUUCCAGGAGUCGCCCAAGUUUUUGCUCAGCAGAGGAAGAGACGUCGAGGCCAUCGAGGUCCUGCACAAGAUUGCCAAGUUCAACAGAGCCCCUCCACCAGUCUUGACUGUUGCUCAUCUCGCCGCCGUUGAUGAAUCCUCUUCGUUGGCUACUGACGAGCUCGAAGUUGCUGGCCGCCCUCUUACCACAAUGGAGACCCUCAAGCGUGUUUUGAGAAAUACGGCCAAGAGCUUCAAGCACCUCAAAGCUCUUUUCACCAACAAGCUGCAGGUCUUCAUCUUCGUACUCUUGGCCAUUGCCUAUAUGGUGAGUGCUCCUACCUAUGCUCCAAGCGAAUCUCAGCUAAUGUUCUCUUCUUCANNGGGUGAUUACUGGUCCUUCAACCUUGCCAGUCAAUUCUUGCCUUUGAUCCUUCUCCGAAACGAAGUCAGCGCAUCUGGUUCCGUCACCGACACAUACCUGCACUACAUCUACAUCUAUACCCCUGGUAUCCUCGGUGCUGUCAUUGCCAUGGCAUCUGUCCAACUGCCUCUUGUCGGCAGAAAAUGGUCGCUUGUCUUCUCUGCUCUUUGUCAGGGUAUUGCUAUGGCCAUGUAUACCCAAGUCACGAACACGGCUGGCUACGUUGGUCUCAACGCCUUUGAAUACAUCAUGCAGACUUACUUCAAUGCCGUCCUCUACGCUUCCGCCCCUGAGUUGUUCGACACCGCCUACCGUGGCAGUGCCAGUGGAAUGCUGUCUUGCUUGGGUCGCAUCGCUGGUAUCGUUGCGCCGUUCGCUGGAGCAAGUUUGCUUGCCGACCAAAGUUCGGGUAUCCUCUGGCUUGGUGCUGGUGGCAUCUGGCUUUCCGCAAUCACCAUGGUCUUCCUUCCUGUCGAGAUGAGGGAUCGCCAGAUGUUCUAG